AUGAAUGUGAGGGAGAAUGCUACCAGAUCACUCAGGACUCUGCCAGAGUACAUGCAGGCCUCCCACUGCCCUUUGUCAGUACAGGUCACCAAUAUGCAGGACUGGACCCACCAGUCAGAGCAGUGGCGUCAAAGCAGCACAGUGACACUGCAGGGCGGCUGCAAGAAAAUUCCAUUUGCACACUUGAAUGCUGAGGACUUGUAUCUAAAACAGGGCCUUGCUACCCUGUCUGCAAAAGUGGCCUCUGAGAAAGGUUCUGCGACAGAGUCAACCAAAAGCACCACUCAUCAUCAUGAGUCAUCAUCAAACGGAUGUUCCUCUGAAUGA
Molecule: messenger RNA, 327 nt
Organism: Stegastes partitus (bicolor damselfish)
Lineage: Eukaryota; Metazoa; Chordata; Actinopteri; Pomacentridae
Product: nuclear factor interleukin-3-regulated protein-like
Exons: 3
Coding region: 1-327 (108 amino acids)
Biological process (GO): DNA-templated transcription; circadian rhythm
Cellular component (GO): nucleus
Source: RefSeq, a predicted model, not a curated record